Messenger RNA from Dendrobium catenatum, 2302 nucleotides. Its product is annotated as la-related protein 1C. Gene Ontology annotation, molecular function: RNA binding. Lineage: Eukaryota; Viridiplantae; Streptophyta; Magnoliopsida; Asparagales; Orchidaceae. The transcript is spliced from 6 exons. The coding region runs from base 249 to 1814 and encodes 521 amino acids. The record is from RefSeq and is a predicted model, not a curated record.
CGCGCUUUGCAGGAGCUCUCCCAAGCGUGGGCAACAGGAACGGAGCAACCGCGCCAAAUAUAGAGUGGAGAAAGGGCAGAGAGAGUGAGCGCCGCUCUCGCUCACACCGUGCUCGGUUCUUCGGAUCAUUUUUGGAAAAAUGUAUCGGUGACUAAGCUUGACCUACUUGGACCGCCGUAUCAAACCUUGAUCCCGUCAUCCGGAGUCCGCCGCCACCUCCGAUUGAAAACCCUAACCCUAGCUUGCCGAUGGCCUCCGCUGUGGAUCCUACCUCCUCCCUUGGCACCUCUCGGCCAUCCCGCAAUCUGUCUGCUUCCUGGUCGCAUAUCGCCGCCGCCUCUCCUUCAGCGCCGUUGGCGGACCCGAUUCCUUCGCGUGAUUCAUCGGAACGAUCCUUGCAGAAGUCACCUCCCGAAUCGCAUUCGCCGCCUCCUUCUGAGAGCCCCGAUCAUGCCAUCGACGGCAAUGCCGCCGCCGCCGCCUCCCGGGGUAAGAAGACUGUCUGGAACGUGCCAUCUAAUGGCUCGAGUGAAGGGGGAGCCGUCAUGGACGCGGCCUACUGGCCCGCGCUCUCCGAGUCCGCUAGGGCUUCUCCGAAAUCUUCAUCUUCUGAUUCCCUGAAGGGCCUCUCUGAUUCAUCAAUAUCUGUUCAUUUGGGGUCUUGCUCUCCAAUCUCGAAGCCUGCUUCGAGUACCCCAAACCCUCGUCUAGCUUCAAGCCCCUCAUCUUCUGCCCGCCAUAAAACCAUGAAGCAUGUCGCUACAAAUGCUGUUUUUGAUACUAGCAGUGGAAGUGGUGGAUUGCCUAAUGGUGGAGUGGCAACGCCAUCUCCUUUACCAGCCUUAUCACAGAUAAGCCAGCCAUUGCCAGACAGGCAACCUUCUCCCAAAGGACUUACAAAUAAGAACAGCAGCAACAACAAUCACAAUUGGGAUAAUUCCUCGAGGGCUUCUGGAGUUUCACACCAAACCCACGGAGGUAAUGAUUAUCACCGCGGCUAUGGUGGUGGCAGGAGGGGGAAUAAUGGUCAGCAUAACAGCUAUGGUAAUAGGCGGGAUCCUGAACGUGGGGGCUACGAGUGGAAUCAUCGAAAUUUUGUUAGAGACGCUCACGUGCCACAGCUGCAUCCUCAGUGGGGUGUUCGGCCAUACUCAAGGCCUCCACCGGUUGCAGCUCAGUUAAUUGCUCCGCCUCCACCUCCUAGGCCUUUCAGCCACAAUAUGGGAUUUCAUGAUAUGCCAUCUGCCAUUUAUUAUGUUCCGGCCCCUCCACAUCCUGAGACCCUGAGGGGUUUACCGUUUGCUCCUCAUCCAGCUCCAGUUCCAGCUCCACCUGUGAUGUUUUUUCAUGCUCCUGAUCCCCAGCGUGCAAUGUUACUAAAACAAAUUGAUUACUACUUCAGCCCUGAAAACUUGUGUAAAGACACUUAUUUGCGGAACUGUAUGGAUGAACAAGGCUGGGUUCAUAUAUCUGUGAUAGCUGGUUUCAAUAGGGUCAAGCAGUUAACUAACAACAUUCAGUAUAUUAUUGACACAUUGCGCUUGUCCAGUGUUGUGGAAGUUCAGGGUGAGAAAAUAAGGCGGCGGAAUGAUUGGUCGAAGUGGUUGAAUGCAGCCAAUCAAUUUGGUUCUUCUGGUGCUCGAUCUCCGACUACCACCACCACCACUUAUGAUGCCAUGACAAGCCAGUUUCAAAACUUUGGAUUGGAGAAUAGUUCUAAACACAAUAGUAUGAGAGGAUCAGCAGACCCAGUUAUUGCCGGAUCAGCAUCUGGGGAUUUUAAUAGCCAACAAUCAGUGGACGGUCAGAGCUAGAGGUGACAUAAAUUUUGAUUUUGGCGGAUCUGUUUUUUUUUUUUUUGGUUCGAAGAGCUAUAAUGGAGCUGAGGGUAUAUUUUCAAUCAGUUUAUUAAAAAAAAAAAGAAAAAAAAAAGUUUCUGCUAGAUUUUCUUCCGUUUACAAAAUUAAAAAAAAAAUUAAAAAAAAAUAAAAUCUAAAAAGAAAGUAAAUGGUUUUGAAUUUGUAUAGAUUUGGCUCAGCAGAUGGUAUUGAAUUGUUAGUAUAUGCAUUUCUACUAAGUUUUAUAUCGUUAGAAUCAGGGAUGAAUUUUGGGGAGUUUAUUGCAAUUUUUGUUCGAGCUGAGUACAUUGACAUUUAUUUUGCGCCUAUAUUACAAUUUUUUUUCUCACCAUUCUUAUUUAGAAAUUACGUAUGUGUGCUUUGGAGGCUGUAAUAGCAAAAACUAAUCUUAUUAGCAAAGUGCAUAAUCAAUUAAAUUAAUAUUAUUAUGCAAUAUUUGUUAA